This is a messenger RNA of Pollicipes pollicipes, 1012 nucleotides long. RefSeq names its product multiple coagulation factor deficiency protein 2 homolog. Gene Ontology annotation, molecular function: calcium ion binding. NCBI's taxonomy places the organism in Eukaryota, Metazoa, Arthropoda, Thecostraca, Pollicipedomorpha, Pollicipedidae. The record is from RefSeq and is a predicted model, not a curated record. The transcript is spliced from 4 exons. Bases 23 to 601 code for a protein of 192 amino acids.
CCGACAGUCACUCCACGGCGCCAUGCGGACGGUCCGGCUGCUGGCGGCGCUGCUGGCGCUAGCCUGCGCGCGGGCCAACGACGACUGGGACGAGGAGGAGGAGCACCACAGCGAGCACCAUCACAGCCACAUCGACCUGGACCACGAGGUCACCGAUGACUUCUUCCAGACGGUCGGCAACGACGAAGAACAUCUGAAAGAGCACCUGGGGGACGAGUUCACCGACGAGAAGAAAAAGGAGAUGACCCACGAGGAGGAGAGAUACCAGUUCUUCCGGGUACACGACACGAACCAGGACGGCGCGCUGGACGGGCUCGAGCUGAUGAAGUCGCUGCUGCACGUGAACCCGUACCAGGUGACGACCGUGCCGGUCGACGCCUCCGCCGAGCAGGAGCGGCAAGCGGCCCUGGCCGACGACAACCACAACAACAAACUGCUGCAGGCUAUCGCCGGGAUCAUCGACUCAACGCUGAACAAGUACGACUGGAACACCGACGGUUCGCUGGACUACACCGAGUACAUAUCUGGAGCCGUGAACAUGUUCAGCGCGCCGGCCGAAGAGGCUCACCCUACCGCAGCAGCCGGCCCACUGACCUGUUGACCUGCGACGGGGGAUCAGGUCACCGAACGCGAGUUGGGGUCAGCGGUGCUGUUUGGGUCAGGUCAAGGUGUUGUUCACAGGCAGGCAGGUAUUUCGAGACAUCUAGCAGAGGAUGCGAUGGGUCGUUUGAUGGCGCAGAUGGGAAGUUGAGUGUUUGCAGUACGUCACGUACAGAUGGAGAGCACACUCAAAGGGACUGCGUCCCAAUAAUCGCGCUAUACAUCCGAUCCCGGAGACCCUAUUGCUAAUCAUCUGAAAACAAUGGCCCAGCGUACAUGCGGGGGCUUGCAGGCGAAACUAAGCCAAGCAUUCCUCUCUGGCUGGGGUCAGUCCCACUUUCCGAUCCAAGAACACACCGCAGAUGCUUUGUAAAUAAAUACGGAACGAACAAUGUCAUGCGUACAAUCUGGU